AUGUGUCCUUGGGUACACACGGCGCCCUCCAUUUCGUCUUCUUUGGCAGACUACUCUGAGGAAGUAGCACCCGUGGACUUUAAUGAAAAGGCCGGAAGCGAGACGGUGGAGAAGGAUGUCUUUCUCAAAGAAAACGGAGUGCACGGACCCCCCGCGAACGGCAGCAGCGCUACGCCCCGCCGCCAUGGUGGAGUUCUGGAUUCUUCGUCUCUCCGAAGAACGGCGCUGGCGCGAGCUCCAGAGCCGGGGGGGGACACUAGAGACGCCAGGGCGGACGUCAAGACACGAUCAGGAAAAACAAGGAAAUCAGUCCUGGCAAGCUUGGUCGAGACAAAGGAGGAAGAAGCGUCGGAAGUGACGAGAGUGGAAGUGCCGGAGCGCGAUGUGGCGAGAACCUGUCCGUAUGAACAUCCCCUUCGCCUACUCUUCGCUGAUGUGCAAAGGAAAAGAGAACGCCGCCGAGUACGGGCGACACGCCGCCUCGAUCCCAGCGAGAACAUCAUUCUGCGCUGGGACGUCGAGUGUCUUGGCAGUCUUCCGCGAAAACUGGCAGCUCUUGAGGAACACCUGGACCCUGAAGAGCGGGCAUCCGGCGAGAUUCACCUGUUUCGUUCAGAUCGGGAGAAAGCCGUUUCGGCCCGCGUUUUUCCUCAGCAGCCGAUCGAUCUUUCCCCCGUUCAGCCCGUUGUCUUUCGUAAAGGCGUGUUUUACAGCGACCGUGUCACAAAGGCACACGGGCAGGGCGGAGCCAUGGAGGCGCAUGCCGUCACCGGUCGCUCUCUCGCCCUCAGUAUCUUGGCAGGUGCUCUCGGAGUCCGAGUGUCUACCGCGGGGAUGGGGGCGUGCGGAGGAGCCUGCCGCUCGCCCGCAAAGACCGACCGCAAAGAAGAGGGGAAAUGGGAAGCGGAAAGAGAAGGGAAGCAAGCAGGAGACGUCGGAAGUGGGGAGGAGACUCGUGAGGCGUUCGACUGUACAGAGGCGUGUGAAAAAGAACUCGAGCGACGGUUCUGGUCAACCACUAUCGAGACCCUCCACGCGACAUUCUGCCCACUGUUCCACAUCGAUAUUCUGCAAAUCACCAAUCUGUCAGGCGUUAUGGAGCGUCUCGGCAUUCUAAAUGUCUCCUCCCUCCCGGGGUAUCUGGCGAACACACAUGGCCAACGGUUCCCUACACACCGAUCGAAACUAACGGAAGUCGCGAAAUGCAUGAAAAGCGUGUCGCCGGACAGCACGGGCACUCCGCAGCAAGUCGGAGCGAACGUCGAGAGCAUCACCGAGUACCAAAAGCAGUGGCAUCACCUGCGUCAAGUCAGCGACUUCUCGCUCUGGUCUGAUAAGGCCUGGGCGGAGUUGACUCCUCAGUCAGAGAAGAACACCCCAGUAGUCGCGUUGCUCGACACGGGGUGCUCCAAACACGAGGACUACUGGGACGAGACAAGCGCUAACAGCCGAUUGUGGAAAAAUGUUGGCGAAAACUGUUCGAACCAGCGUGAUGACGACGGGAACGGGUACAUCGACGACUGUUGGGGCUGGAAUUUCGCCGAGAAUAACGGCAACGUUUUCGGCGACGACUCCGCGCACGGCACCACCAUGGCCUCUUUGUUGGUAGCCAAGCACAACGAUUCCAAACGCGGAGUCGGCGUCAUGAAGACUGGGAAAAUCAUGUGCCUGAAAACGGGGACGAACAGCCAAGUGUACGCCAGUGCGGUCAUUGCUGCUCUCCAGUACGCCAUCAACAACGGUGCAAAAAUCAGCGUGUGCGCUUUCACGUUUUCUAAGCUGUACCCUGCGGCUUUCCAAGCGCCUAAUCUUCUGGUCGUGGGAUCCAGCAAACUCACGGGAGGCCCAUGUUGUUCCAGCAACUGGGGAAAAAAGUCCGUGCAUGUUUUUGCGCCAGGAAAUCGUCUCUGGACGGGAACAAAUGUGGACCACGACGCGCAAACGACCGCUUGCAAGACGUGCGCUGCAUUCGCGUACGGGACUUCAGGAGCCGCCGCUCUCACCGGUGGAGUCGCAGCCAUGGUUUGGGCGUAUCUCCAAACCACGAAACCUGUAGGGUGGACCUCGUCAGAGGCCCCAGAAAGCAUUCGCGUGAAGCACGCCCUUGUUUACGGGUCUACACCUUCGUAUCGGCUGGCCGGCGCCUGCGAGGCCAACGGCAUUGUGAACAUGUACAGCGCAAUGCACUACUUCGACACAGUUCCCCUCCCUUUUGAGCCUGUUUACCAAGACUAUCCGUCGAUUUUCCAGUUCAACGUCCCUCCCCUUCUUGGAGCUUCACCACUCUCCAUGCACUUGUCUCGAACACUCGUUCUGUGCUCCGUCGGACCUUCUGUUCUCGCCCUCUUCGGGGCGCCUCUAUUCUUCGCGUGA
Molecule: messenger RNA, 2373 nt
Organism: Neospora caninum
Lineage: Eukaryota; Apicomplexa; Conoidasida; Eucoccidiorida; Sarcocystidae
Product: putative serine protease/subtilase
Exons: 8
Coding region: 1-2373 (790 amino acids)
Biological process (GO): proteolysis
Molecular function (GO): serine-type endopeptidase activity
Source: RefSeq, a predicted model, not a curated record